This is a messenger RNA of Leucoraja erinaceus (little skate), 9030 nucleotides long. RefSeq names its product NAD kinase-like. Gene Ontology annotation, biological process: NAD+ metabolic process; NADP+ biosynthetic process. Lineage: Eukaryota; Metazoa; Chordata; Chondrichthyes; Rajiformes; Rajidae. Gene Ontology annotation, molecular function: NAD+ kinase activity. The record is from RefSeq and is a predicted model, not a curated record. Bases 1972 to 3261 code for a protein of 429 amino acids. The transcript is spliced from 11 exons.
UCUGGAGGGGCAUCUGUGGGUGGUAGGUUGGCUUUGGGAGGUGCUGUUAGAGGGGCUACAGUGCCUUCUGUGGAUGGUACACUAUAGAUGGUGCACUCUGUGGAUGGUACAUAUCUCAUCUAGCACAUAGUGAGGAAUUGCAUUGCAACCACUAGCACAGAAAGAAAAACUAACAGCUUUUGGCAUGUCUUUGCAACCGAUGUUGAAGUGCAGUGACUACAGGUUGAAACUCUCCAGCCCAGCACCCUUGGGCUCAGACUAGAGCCAGACCAUGGAAAACAUAGGUGUGAGAAAUUGCCCUCCCCUGGUCAUCUUCCGCUGAGCAGAACUAUCUUCAAGAAUAGACGCACUCUGGGACACGUAAAGGUUCCAAGAACUGCCCGUGACCCGGUUUCCUUAAGUUAAUAACACUGUCCGUUGAAAUAGCAGGAGUUUCACCGGUUAGUUAAUUAGCCGCAGGUUAAUACAGAUCAUGGUUAGAAUGUUAAUUAGUAUUGAUCUGAACCACAUGUUCAAAACAUGGUGGAUCGGGAGAGUUGUUGGACCACAGAAUGUCAGACUAGAGAGCUUCAACCUGUGUGGCAAUGUAAAAACGGUAGCAGUGAAUUAGUGCACAGAAAGCUUCCACAGCCUACUGAUGACAUAUCUUCUGCUGAAGAAGGGUCUUGAACCGAAACGUCACCUAUUCCUUUGCUCCAUAGAUGCUGCCUCACUCGCUGAGUUUCUCCAGCAUUUUUUGUUUACCUUCGAUUUUUCCAGCAUCGGCAGUUCUUUCUUAAACAUAUCUUCUGCUGAUGGGUGGACGACUAAAUAUUCAUCAGCAUGCAUUACCCAUGGGGGAGUCAAGAGUGUUUAAUUGUGAUAUGUACUGAAAAUGGAACAAUGAAAUUCUUACUUGCAGCAACAUCAGAAGUGACAGGAGCAGAAUUAGGCCAUUCGUCCCAUCAAGUCUACUAACAACUACAUCUUCUUGCGUAUGGCGUGCUCAGCCUAAAGUUGUAGGAGAACUUGUUCUAUUUGAUCUUAUUUGAUUGUGCACACCAGGUUGAUUGCAUUUGGGCGGACCACAUGAAUGUUGCAAUCUCCAACCCCAACACUGCAUUACAGGCCUGUCAACACAAUACUUAUAGAUAACAAAUAAUAAAAUUUAAAAACCAAUAAAUUGAAAACCCUAAUAUUACCGUCCAAAGCCCCAAAUCCCCAGUGCAAUCAAGGCAGUUCAUAGUUUAGUGAUAGUUGAAAUAUUGUCAAGUGGUUGUUUACAUGCACUGUGGGCAGUUUAAUAUCCCCAUCAUAGACACAACACCUCUGCCCAUGACUGCAAUUCCUUGGUCAAUCACCAAUCUCAGAUCGCCUGGCACUGGCUGGGUGGGGAAUACCCAAACUGUGAUGCCCAAGAACAUCAUAAGAACACAGUGGCACAGCGGUAGGGAUGCUGCCUCACAGCACCGAAUACCUUACAGCACUAGUACUGUGUGUAUGAAGUUUGUACGUUCUCCCCAUGACCACGUAUGUUUCUCCGGGUACUCUGGUUUGCUCCCACACUACAAAGACUCCAGGUUUAUGGGUUUAAUGCAGGUAAAGGGGACCAGACAACAUAUUCACUUGGUCAGCAUGGAUAAGGUGGGCCGAAGGGCCUGUUUCCAUUACGGCACCAUGGCUAGGCGGCCGCUUUUGCGGAUCUCAGCGCGAUGGACAAUUUCCUGGCAGUAACUCUCCUGAUCUGAGGCCCUCAGCUUCACUUGCAGCCUGGCCUGGCCAGGGAGGCGAGGCGAGGUGAGCGGGCGGGCCGGCCGGCUGGUGUCGGGGUAUUACGGUAGAGCGGGGAGGAGGCGCUGAUACAUUGUAGCAGGCGGAGCGGCGCCUGUAGCGAGUCGCCCUGCGUUGCCAAUCGGAGCCGAGCCGAGCCGGGCUGGGCCUGGACUACAGCGAGGGCUGUCACCGCCGACCCGGCUCCCUGACACGGCGGGGAUGGAGGAGGCAAGCCCGGGUGUCCCGGCCGGGCCUCAGCCGCAGCCCCGGGAGCUGGAGAGAGGGCUGUGCUCCCGGCUCCGCGGCAGGGCCAAGUGCAGGAGCCUGUCCGCCUCUCCCGCACUCAUCGCCAGCAAAGUGUCCAGGAGGACCCAGUCACUACACGGGCCAAGCCCAGCCACAAAGUUUGGACCAAAAGCUUGCAUGGUGCAGAACCCAACGGCUGUGAUGCACAUUCAGGAUCCAGCCAGUCAAAAGCUGACGUGGAAUAAACCUCCCCGGAGCAUCUUAGUCAUUAAAAAGAUCCAAGAUGAUCGGUUGCUUCAACCAUUUAAGGAACUCUGCAUCUUCCUCAUGGAGGUAAAAGAAAUGAUUGUUUACGUAGAAAAGAAAGUACUUGAAGACCCCACCAUCGCCAACGACGAGAGCUUUGGACAACUUAAGAAAUUAUGCACUUUUAGAGAAGGCUUCGAUGAUUUGUCGGAUCGGAUUGACUUUAUAAUUUGCCUCGGAGGUGAUGGCACUUUGCUUUACGCGUCAUCUUUGUUCCAGGAUAGUGUUCCACCUGUGAUGGCUUUUCAUCUUGGCUCUCUGGGAUUCCUGACGCCAUUUAACUUCGACACGUACCAGUCACAAGUCACGCAAGUCAUUGAAGGUAACGUGGCCAUCACCCUGCGGAGCCGUCUCAAGGUGAAGGUGACGAAGGAGAACCGCCCGGGCCACCCGCGGGCAGUGGAGGAGAACGGGCUGAUCGACACCAGGUGCGGGGACGGCCUCCUGAGGAAGCGAACCUCCCACUACCAGGUUCUGAAUGAAGUUGUGGUUGACCGUGGUCCUUCUUCAUAUCUCUCCAACGUGGACUUGUUUCUGGAUGGUCGUCUCAUAACUACUGUACAAGGAGAUGGAGUGAUCGUCUCGACUCCUACGGGGAGCACGGCCUACGCCGCGGCGGCGGGAGCUUCCAUGAUUCACCCCAACGUGCCGGCCAUAAUGAUCACGCCCAUCUGUCCACAUUCCCUGUCCUUCCGGCCGAUCGUGGUCCCGGCAGGAGUGGAGCUGCAGAUCAUGCUGUCGCCGGACGCCAGGAACACUGCCUGGGUCUCCUUUGAUGGGCGGAAGCGUCAGGAGAUCUGUCACGGGGACAGCAUCUCCAUUACUACCUCGUGCUACCCGGUGCCCUCGAUAUGCUUCAGGGACCCGGUGAACGACUGGUUCGAGAGCCUGGCCGAGUGUUUGCACUGGAAUGUGAGGAAGAAGCAGAGCUACCUGCCCGACAUGGAGGACGACUGACCCCGGGGGGACCUCGGGCAGAGGUGGCUCCUGCUCGCCAGAACUUUGCAAAGAGCAUUCCGACAAAUCUCAAGAACCUGAUUUCUUCCUGUGUGCCUUGAACGUAAAAGCCAACUUCACGGCUCCUUCUCGCGUUCGAUUUCCGGUUUGGACACGCAAGACUUUGGUCGAGUGUUUGAAGCCCCCAGGUUCGGACAACGCAGCGUGGCGUUCCGGGUGUAACGACAAACUCCUCUAAUGCGACGAGAAUGAUUCACAAAGACACCGAUCAAAUUCUGCGUCAUAUCAGGACCUUGCAAACGGCUCAUAGACUUGGUCUCUUCGGGUCACUCUGGUGAUGCACUGGAGCCAGGGUUCACCCUGAGGGGUUGGGUUCAGUGCCUGGGCAGACAACUACUGUUGGCAGAGUGGCCCUGUGGCACUCCGCACCAAGCUCCCAUUCAGAGCUAUCGGGUGAUGUGGCUGCUUCUCCGGCCCUCCCCCCCCCCCCCCCCCCCCCCCCCGCCCCCCCCCCAUCCUCCCCAGAUGGGAACCCGAGGUCAGGCACCGCCGGGGACCUGGUGUGGAGAUGGGCCCGGCGUUUACCAAAUCCGCACCUUGUCGGGGCUCCAUUUUUCUAAAAUGUUUCUUGACUUUGUGAAACUCAGAGUCCGGAAAUGCCUAAGAGCACUGAGAUACCUUGAGGACAUUUUGAUUGUCAGAGGCAAUAAAACAUAAAUAUAUUCUUUAAAGAUUGAGGACCCUACGGUCAUUAUAUCAGAAUUUAUUACAAAUAAAUCUAAAUGAGCUGAAAUUUGAGAUUAAAAGAACAUUCCUUUAACCAGAGUGAAAGAAAAUUCUGCUUCCUUGCGCCAUCCCAGCUUGCUGUGGCUGCCCACAGGUUUAUUGAUGAAACAACCUGAAGUUGCAGCUUCAAGCACAGCCUGUGUCCUCACCCCCACCCCCAACCCCCCUGCUCUGAAUGUAGCGAUUGAUGAGCUCCCAUGGAUCGAGGUCCCUCAUUAAACCAGGGGCAAAGUUGUUUGAUUAUCCAGAGUCCAGGUGUCUGCACUAGAUCCUGACCUGGCAUUUCCAGCCGCAGCCUCAGUGCGUGCAGUUAGUGAACAAGAGGUUCAAGGAAAACAUGGCUCUUGGUCCGUGUCUUGUUGCAACUGGUACCCAGACAGGUAAUGGAAGGAGAGUCUGGCCCUCAAUAUCUCACUGCUCUGCUAGCGUUUAGUGUGUUGGUCACACUUGGUGCUGGUCACAGAGAGAAUUAAUCCAGGCUGGGUCUCACUGUUGUGCUGAUCACAGCUCGACCGCCGGCCGUGAGGCAGCCCAACCUUUUUCAGGUGAAGAUGAAUCUGACAGCAGUGAAUGGGGUAGUGCAGGGUACGAGUCUACAUGUCUUCCUCCUGCAGUCAUUACUGAUGUGGCCACAGCUGGGAUUCAUUCUGACCUUCGCGAGAGGCGACACUUCCCAGUCUGUUGAGCAGUUUCCCGUCGGUGCCCAGGGUGCAACAGGGCGGCACGGUGGCGAGGCAGUAGAGUUGCUGCCUUACGGCGCCAGAGACCCAGGUUCGAUCCUGACUACGGGUGCUGUCUGUGCGGAGUUUGCAUGUUCUCCCUGUGACCUCGUGGCUUUUCUCCGGGUGCUCCGUUUUCCUCCCACAUUCCAAAGACGUGCAGGUUUGAAGGUUAAUUGGAUUGUGUAAAAUUGUUUAAAUCUUUGUGUUGUGUUUUCGGCAUUUCCCGUGCUAGUCCCCAGCAAUGCAGCCAACCAGUAUCCACCCAUUUCCAGGCAGCCCACUGAUCCUCCUAUAAAAUGGAGAAACAAGGGACUGCAAAUUUUGGUUUAUAUAAGAAAAGAAACAAAGUGUUGGUUAACUCAGCGGGUCAGCGAGCAUCUCUGGAGAACAUGGAUCGGUGAUGUUUUGGGUUGGGACCCUUCUGAUCAGUCUGAAGAAGGGUCCCAACCAAAAGCAUCAUCUAUCCAUGUUCUCCAUAAAUCCUGCCUGACCACUGAGUCACUCCAACACUUUGUCUUGUUUUGUAAACCAGCGUCUGCAGUCCCUGGUUUCUCCACUUUUCUGCUCCAUUGUGAAAUCUCAUGAUACGCUCACUUUGAAGAUGUUCUUCUCCUUCUCCUCCCUCUGAUGGGAGUUCUGUGAGACCCUCUCUCGCUGCUGCCCCCUGUGUGACUCCUGCUACAAUCUGGCUUUAUGGCCCUGUUCUGACCCAGACACUACCACAGCCACGUGUGUCCCCUCAACACUUUCCUGUGUCACUACCGUGCUCCACGUGGCUUUCAGCUCCAGCUCCAGGCCUCCCAGUUCGUACCCAACCAGGAGCUCAGGUACCUACAUUCCAUCAAUCGUUUUUCGGUACAGUUCUCCUCCCGUGCCUUGGGUUCCCCGCACUCACCGUCAACACCAGCAGGUCCUUGCUCUGCCUCUCCCGUAGAUCCAGGCCUCUCUCACCCAGACCCCGGCUACUUUAUUCUCAAGGUCGACACAAAAGGCUGGAGUAACUCAGUGGGACAGGCAGCGUCUCUGGAGAGAACGAAUGGGUGAUGUUUCGGGUCCAGACCCUUUUUCACACUUUAUUCUCCUCUGGGUUAACGCCUUCAAUCACCGUUUCCCCACUCACCCCCGACCAUCAGUCUGUCGAAGGGGCCCCGACCCAAAACAUCACCAGUCCACGUUCUCCAGAGAUGCUGCUUGACCUGCUGAGUUACUCCAGCGCUUUGUGUGUCUUUUUCAUUUCUCCCAUUAAAUGUCCCCAUCCUCUGUUGCAGAGGUUAGGCUGGAAACACUGCUCCUCACAAGGGCUAAGCUGCUGAUGGUGUUCAACCAGGGGCGCAAGUUAGUUGACUAUGAGUUUAGUUUAUUGUCACGUGUACUGAGGUACAGUGUAAAGCUUUUGCUCCAUGCAAACCAGUCAGCGGAAAGACAAUACAUGAUUACAAUCGAGCCAUCCACAGUGUGCAGACACAUGAUGAAGGGAAUAAUGUGAAAAGCAUUCAGUGCAAGAUAAAUGUUGCUGUCGGAGGAGAGAUUUAAAAGAGUGGAGCGAUUAUAAUGCGUGAUUGCAGAUCCACCUCUGUGACUCGCACACACAGUGUCGCACGGUUGGGCGCCAUCUUGGGCCAGGAAGGUGUUACUGACACAAUAGGAGGUGUAACUCACGCAGUAGUUGUCGACCAGAAACGUCGUCAAUUCCUUCGCUCCAUCGAUGCUGCCUCACCUGCUGAGUUUCUCUAGCAUUUUGUGCCUACCUUUGAUUUUACCAGCAUCUGCAGUGUAUUCUUAAUCCUGAAACAAUCCGAUACCUUCCACACACUGUGUCGGAAAGAACUGCAGAUGCUGGUUCAAAUCGAAGGUAGACACAAAAUGCUGGAGUAACUCAGCGGGACCGGCAGCAUCUCUGGAGAGAAGGGAGUAGGGUCUCGAUCCGAAAUGUCACCCAUUCCUUGUAUCUACCUUCCACACACUAUCCACCCACCUAGACCCAAGGCUGCCGAGCAAUGCUACAUGAUAAAGCGAAUCACAUGAAUAAGGUUAGCUGUGCUCAUAGAGAACAAGGACUCACAUCAAGGACAUUCCACAUUGAGUUUACAUUUAGUAGCCACCCUAACCAAGGUGCCUGGGAUCAAAACUACUAAUUUUGAAGGCUGAAUCCAAAUCAGUAAAAAGUCCUGUACCAGCAUAUCGGUGUAAUCUUGUAUAAAAUGGCAGCUUUUCCUUUAUGCUGAGCGUAAGCAAACUGGGAAGUGUUGGACAGUUCACACACCAUUCCCUCUUUACCUAGUCUCCACUGUAUGGGCUUUCUAAGGGGUCGGGGGGGGGGGGGGGGGGGGGGGGGGCAGGAGCCUGGCUUUGUGGGUCUUUUCCUUUCUGCAGGUCCUGCUUGGGCUCAGAGUUUGGUCUUUGCAAACGGCGGGGAACGGGCUGAGGGUGGGGGACGUGGCGAGUGGUAGGAGAGGUGGGGAAGAAAGUCCUCCAUGAUCCCGGCCUCUCUCCCAGGUAACCUGAUGCACUUUAGUAAAGAGUUUGAUCAGACGUUGCACCUUUUUAAGAAGAAUCGUCCAUUGGGCAUUCAGAUUCUUUUGUGUUGAGUAUGAGCUUGGGAUUUGUUACUCUUUCCACCGAGCACUGAGAUACAUGUAGAGGGACAAUCAGCUCCGUGAUUCCUAGUCGGGGCUCAUCCCAGGCACAAACCAUUGCUACUGUUUUUCUUUACUCUUCAGACUUUGCCCAUCACUGCUCGUUCUUUGCAACUCAAAUACAACCCUCGACAGCAUUGCUCACUUUCGCAGAUUCCUGAUCACAAUGUCAUCUGAUGUGGGGUCCAGCAGCUCUCCGAAUGUAUGUUGCGAUGACUGACUCCAUGUUCUGCUUGGGGCAGGGUUGCACAUAGUUUAUUUAAUGCACGAGUGAUGGAGGGGGAGGGGAAAGUGUGUCGGCACAAACUGAGGCACAUUUGGGGUCCAUUUUGAGCUCAGACUGCACGGUUUCUGCUUUCGCUCUGCCUUCAAUCAAUUGGCACAGCCUGAUUUCUCCCUUCUGUUUUUUGUUUUUCUGUUUCUUGUUUUUUGUGCUAAAUUGUAUGUAUGCACUGAGUACGAGCAGCUUUCAGUUUCACUAUCAUAUCAUAAAUGGCAUAUCAUUUCUCAUCACACUGCCUUUUGCAUCUCUGCCUAGCGUGGUGUGGUCUCACCAGCCCAAGUGUUGUGGCGUGUGCUGGUGGUUCUUAGCUGGGAGCUCUUGAUUCCUGCUACGUUUCAGGGUCAGGGAGGGAUUGAAUGCAAACUUCCCUGUGCCUGGAGUUUCCAGCUGAACAUAUCUUAUGGCAGUGAAGUUAAAGCAGCCUCCCUCGUUAUCACCUUGAAAUGGAACCUUCUCAAUUACCUUGACUUCCAAAAGUUUGCUGGUUGAAUCAUCAUUAAUCUUGUGCUGUCGAGUAUUAAUUUAUCAAGAAGUGGUGUAUAUCACUGGUGGAUCUUUGUUGACUUGGGUGGAAUGCUGAUGUCAAGUCUCUAUAUAAAUCUGCAGCAUGACAUGGUGAAUUGAGAUUCUUGAUACUUUUUUUUCAUUCAGAGAACCAAUUUGUGUCCUCAAAUUAACCUAAAGUUGCCAGAAAGUUUCAAAUAAGAACCAAUUCUGUGGAAACUGAGCAUUAUUUACCGCCUGCAUUUGACCUCUUGUAAAUUACUGCAAUUUUUUAAUAUAAAUUUUUAAUCAGCAACUUAUUUUCUGACUGCUCCUAUCCCAUAUAUCGGAAUAUUUACCCAAUGCAAGUGGGGAUAUGGUUAAAAUAGUGCAGAAUUUAGAUUUAAGCCAACUGCCUCUUGUAAAUAAGUUUAAUCUGUGCAAUUUUAUCACAACUAAGUUUCUAGUGAAUUGUAAAUAAUGUUGGAUUAAUGUCAUAUGCAAUUGUGAUACAUAAAUGUCUUUUAAUCUUCUGUAUCGGCCUCUGUCUCGUUUGGUUUGAGUUUUACGGAUUGUAUCCUAUUUAUUGGUACGUGAGUUCUUGAAGAUGCCCAGUGUUUCUGAAGUUGCUUUCAGAUUUUUACUCUGUUUUGGGAAUUUCUUUCAAACUAUCAAAUGAAUAACAAUCAAGGGGAGCAUUAACAAAGUUUAGUCAUUCACUGGGUAUUUGCUUCUGAUUUUCAACUGGGAUCAUGUUUUAUGUUUUGAGACCAUGUUUGUUGGAGAUUAGUAAAAUUGUUAUAUGUAGGACACUAUUUUUCAAAUCUUUUACUAAAUAAAUUAACCUGUGUUUUAUAGA